This is a messenger RNA of Kwoniella botswanensis, 510 nucleotides long. RefSeq lists its product as uncharacterized. Bases 1 to 510 code for a protein of 169 amino acids. Gene Ontology annotation, biological process: protein acetylation. The transcript has 7 exons. Gene Ontology annotation, molecular function: N-acetyltransferase activity. Lineage: Eukaryota; Fungi; Basidiomycota; Tremellomycetes; Tremellales; Cryptococcaceae. The record is from RefSeq and is a predicted model, not a curated record.
AUGUCCAUCAAGAUCCAAAGAGCUACCAAGGAAGAUGUCCCCGAAUUACUGGGAUUGAUCGUCGAGCUAGCGGUUUAUGAGAAGGAACCCGAUGCUGUGGUAGCGACACCUGAGUUGAUGAUCAAAAAUGUAUUCGAGAACAAUUAUGCGGAAGUCCUUAUAGCUAGGACAACCCCCGAGGAUGGAAGUAAAGGCAUAGCAGUUGGUUUAGCUCUGUACUUCUUCACUUAUUCGACUUGGCUGGGUGCACCAGGAUUAUACCUCGAAGAUCUCUAUGUCAAACCUGAAUAUCGAGCUCAAGGACUAGGUAAGCGAUUAUUUGGCGAAUUAGGUCAUAUAGCCCAGGAAAGAGGUUGUAAGAGGGUAGAAUGGAGGGUAUUGAAGUGGAACAAACCUUCGAUCGAUUUCUACAAGGAGUGCCUGAAAGCUGAAAGUCUAGAUGAAUGGGAUACGAUGCGUAUAGAGGGACAAGAAGGUUUUGAUAGAUUGAUAUCAUUCCGAAAGAACUAA